ACCACUCUCCUCCUCCUCCUCCUCCUCCUCCUCCUCCUCUAUAAAUACCGCACCAUCACCAUUACUCUUCUCGUGCCAUCUACUAGUUUUCUCCUCAUUCCCAUCUACAGAGAGAGAGAGAGAGAGAGUUUUGCUUUUGAUAAAUACACAUCUAUAGAGAGAGGGAGAGUUUUUCUUUUGAUAAAUAGAGAGACUAGUGAUUUUUCUUCUGAUUAAGAGAGAGAAGAGAGAAUUCAUUCCCACUUUUGAUAAGUAAAGAGAUAAGGGAGACUUCAUUUACCACUUUCUCUCUCUAAGAUAGUACAUUCACCAGUUUCUCUCUCUACAAAAUGUCCAUUUCUCCAGAAAACGAGCACCCUCAAAAGGUUGUGGGUUGGGCUGCAAGGGACGCAUCUGGUGUUCUAUCUCCCCUCAACUUCUCUCGCAGGGCCAAUGGUGAGGAGGAUGUGACGAUAAAGAUCGUGUAUUGUGGGAUUUGCCAUUCUGAUCUUCACGCUAUUAAAAACGAGUGGGGGAACACCAUCUAUCCAAUUGUGCCAGGGCACGAGAUAGCAGGGAUUAUAACAGAGGUUGGAAGCAAUGUUAAGGAGUUCAAAGUGGGUGACAAGGCGGGGGUUGGGUGCAUGGUUGGGGCAUGCCAUAAUUGUGAGGCUUGCGAGCAAAGCCUUGAAAAUCUGUGCCCCAAAGUCAUCUUUACUUAUAAUUCAAUCUACUAUGAUGGCACUAAAACCUAUGGUGGCUAUUCAGACAAGAUAGUUCUUGACAAGCGCUAUGUUGUCCGUAUCCCUGAAAACCUACCGCUCGAUGCUACAGCUCCUUUGCUAUGUGCAGGGGUCACUGUGUAUAGCCCCAUGAAACAUUAUGGCCUCACAGAACCUGGUAAGCAUCUUGGGAUUGUUGGGCUUGGUGGACUUGGUCAUGUGGCUAUAAAAUUUGCUAAGGCUUUUGGGCUCAAAGUUACAGUCAUUAGUACAUCUCCUAAAAAGGAGAAAGAGGCCACUGAGAUACUUGGUGCUGAUAAGUUUUUAGUGAGCCGCAAUCCUGAGCAAAUGCAGGCUGCUAUGUGUACCAUGGAUUAUAUCCUUGACACUGUUUCCGCUGAACACGCAUUGGUACCCCUCCUCUCUUUACUCAAGUCUAAUGGAAAGUUGAUUGUGGUGGGAUUGCCAGAAAAACCCUUUCUACUUCCUGCUUUCCCCUUAAUUGCUGGGAGGAAGGUUAUAGGAGGAAGCAUCAUCGGUGGGAUGAAAGAGACACAAGAUAUGAUCAAUUUUGCCAGCAAACACAACAUCACUGCUGAUAUUGAGCUUGUAAAGAUGGACUAUGUGAACACUGCCAUGGAGAGGUUGGCAAAAGGCGAUGUGAGAUAUCGCUUUGUGAUAGAUGUGGCCAACUCCUUGUCAGCUAAAUACUAGAAGUCCACUUGCUGGAUUUACAGGACUUAAGACUAUGAAUUGUGGUUUCAUUUUGUUUUUCUCUUAUGUAUUUCUUCUCAUUUUUUGGUUUUUCUAAAAGGGUAGAUUACUGUAUAUCAUCAGUCUUUGAUUUUGGGAAUUGAACAUUGAAUUCUUGAGAUGUUCACUAUUUAGAAUAUAGUUUUCUUCUAUACAAACUUGAUGUGUGCCUCA
Molecule: messenger RNA, 1628 nt
Organism: Amborella trichopoda
Lineage: Eukaryota; Viridiplantae; Streptophyta; Magnoliopsida; Amborellales; Amborellaceae
Product: putative mannitol dehydrogenase
Molecular function (GO): oxidoreductase activity, acting on the CH-OH group of donors, NAD or NADP as acceptor; zinc ion binding
Source: RefSeq, a predicted model, not a curated record